GUGGCGCCGCACCGCCCCCGAUGGCGCCCUCUGGCGGCGACAGCUGGCGCCGCCGAGGCACGGGGAUGCUGCGGGAGACCCCUGAGAUACAGGUGGACUCUCCCGGGGCGCGGGGAAGAAGGGAGAGCCGACUGCGAGAAGGAAGGCGACCUGGGUGGGCAGUAUCCCCUCUGGGAAGAUUACAGGGACAGUCGGGGCCAUGGCGGUCAGAAGGAGAAGAGCAACGAGAGGCUUUUAAAGGUCGGAACCGAGAUGCCCUUUACAGAGGACGCCAUGAAGGAGAACCUUCUGAAGAGGGACCAUGUGGAAGAUGCCCCGAGGAUUCGGGGAGGCGGAGCCCGCGGGUUCAGUCCCCAGCGCCCGCACGGCCCCUGCCUGCGGAGACCUCCCGCAGGAGCCGGACCCCGGGCGCCGGUUGCUGGGGCCCGCGGGGUCGCCGGGCCGCAGGCGCCGCGCUGAUUGGCUGCGCCGCGGGCGGAAGUGAUGCUGCUGUCACUGCUCCUCCGGCUCCCGGGAAGCCGCGAGUUUCCGCAGGGAGGCGGCGGCAGCUGCGGCCGGGCCGGUCUAUAGCCUUUGCUGAGUCAACAGUACUCCCAGUGAAAGUGAUGCCUUUUCUCCAUUUGCACAACAUGAGUGUGAUGUGGUUAGCCAGACCAGGAGCUCAACCUCAUGUAGAAUCCAGUCCACUGCUCUGAUGCCGAAGGGGAGGCAGAAAGUGCCACACUUGGAUGCCCCCCUGGGCCUGCCCACCUGCCUCUGGCUGGAAUUAGCCGGGCUCUUCUUACUGGUUCCCUGGGUCAUGGGCCUGGCAGGGACAGGUGGGCCUGAUGGCCAGGGCCCAGGGGGGCCGAGCUGGGCUGUGCACCUGGAAAGCCUGGAAGGUGAUGGGGAGGAAGAGACUCUGGAGCAGCAGGCGGAUGCCUUGGCCCAGGCAGCAGGGCUGGUAAAUGCUGGACGCAUCGGAGAGCUUCAGGGGCACUACCUCUUUGUCCAGCCUGCUGGGCACAGGCCGGCCCUGGAGGUGGAGGCCAUCCGGCAGCAGGUGGAGGCUGUGUUGGCUGGGCAUGAAGCUGUGCGCUGGCACUCAGAGCAGAGGCUGCUAAGGCGGGCCAAGCGCAGCAUCCACUUCAAUGACCCCAAGUACCCGCAGCAAUGGCACCUGAAUAAUCGACGGAGCCCGGGCAGGGACAUCAACGUGACGGGUGUGUGGGAACGCAAUGUGACUGGGCGAGGGGUGACGGUGGUGGUAGUGGAUGAUGGAGUAGAACACACCAUCCAGGACAUUGCACCCAACUAUAGCCCUGAGGGUAGCUAUGACCUCAACUCUAAUGACCCUGACCCCAUGCCCCACCCGGAUGUGGAGAAUGGCAACCACCAUGGCACGCGAUGUGCAGGAGAGAUCGCGGCUGUGCCCAACAACAGCUUCUGUGCCGUGGGUGUGGCCUACGGGAGCCGCAUCGCAGGUAUCCGGGUACUGGAUGGACCUCUCACAGACAGCAUGGAGGCAGUGGCGUUCAACAAGCACUAUCAGAUCAAUGACAUCUACAGCUGCAGCUGGGGACCAGAUGAUGAUGGGAAGACAGUGGAUGGCCCCCAUCAGCUUGGAAAGGCUGCCUUACAACAUGGGGUGAUUGCUGGUCGCCAGGGCUUUGGGAGCAUCUUUGUGGUAGCCAGUGGCAACGGAGGCCAACACAAUGACAACUGCAACUACGAUGGCUAUGCCAACUCCAUCUACACAGUCACCAUAGGAGCUGUGGAUGAGGAGGGACGCAUGCCUUUCUAUGCAGAAGAAUGUGCCUCCAUGCUGGCAGUCACCUUCAGUGGUGGGGACAAGAUGCUUCGGAGCAUUGUGACCACUGACUGGGACCUUCAGAAGGGCACUGGCUGCACUGAGGGCCACACGGGGACCUCAGCUGCAGCGCCUCUGGCAGCUGGCAUGAUAGCCUUAAUGCUGCAGGUGCGGCCCUGCCUCACGUGGCGUGACGUCCAGCACAUCAUUGUCUUCACAGCCACCCGGUACGAAGAUCGCCGUGCAGAGUGGGUCACCAACGAGGCAGGCUUCAGCCAUAGCCACCAGCACGGUUUCGGCCUGCUCAACGCUUGGAGGCUCGUGAAUGCAGCCAAGAUCUGGACAUCCGUCCCUUACUUAGCAUCCUACGUCAGUCCCGUGUUAAAGGAAAACAAGGCGAUUCCGCAGUCCCCCCAUUCCCUGGAGGUCCUGUGGAAUGCUGCCCAGCCUGACUUUCCAGUCAGCAGGAUGGACCUGGAGAUGUCGGGGCUGAAGACCCUGGAGCAUGUGGCAGUGACAGUCUCCAUCACUCACCCACGGCGCGGCAGCUUGGAGCUGAAGCUGUUCUGCCCCAGCGGCAUGAUGUCCCUCAUCGGCGCUCCCCGCAGCAUGGACUCGGAUCCCAACGGCUUCGAUGACUGGACCUUCUCCACUGUGCGAUGCUGGGGAGAGCGAGCCCGAGGGACCUACAGGCUUGUCGUCAGGGAUGUCGGGGAUGAGUCAUUCCAGGUCGGCAUCCUCCGGCAAUGGCAGCUGACCCUAUAUGGCUCUGUGUGGAGUCCAGUAGACAUCAGGGACAGACAAAGGCUGUUAGAGAGUGCCAUGAGUGGAAAAUACCUGCAUGAUGACUUCGCCCUGCCCUGCCCACCGGGGCUGAAAAUUCCUGAGGAAGAUGGUUACACCAUCACCCCCAACACCCUCAAGCUGGCUCUCCGUGAAUUCCCUCUUAUGCUCCUGCGCUUUCCUAGAAGAGGAGGAACCAGGAUAAAGACUUGGUAGAACUGUGUGUUUUCCACCCGUUCUGUUACAUCCUAGCACAAGCCCAUUGCCUUCCUGUUUCACUUUUUUUCCCGAAUCUAGCUUGCCUCAUAGGCUAGGGAGACUGAGCGCAGGCGGGUGGAAAGGGAGGGGUCAGGGAGUAUUAAGGACCCAUUAUUCCCGAUCCCAGACGCUCACUUUAUCCCUUCUUGGCUGUCUGCUUCCCCUAAUCCUUCUCGCAAGCUCCUUAGCACAAGCCACCUCCCACCCCAUGCGGAGACCCAAGCUCCCUGGCAGCCACAUACUUCAUAAACCAGUUGGGAUCUCCACGGUAGUGCCCAUCAUUCUUGGUCACUGCCAAGCUGCCCAAAGCCAUCAGGGUCCUCUGCACUGCUGCCAUGUCUUUGCCUGUGAGAAGACAGGAGAGAGGAGACGAACAUCAAGAACGUAUAAACAAGAUUCCAAGCCAGGGCCUGCCCCCGUCUCUCACAAAAAAAUGGCCAAACCAGGGCCAAGAGUUGUCCCCAAUUCAAGGGAGUCCUCUCAGUCGACCUGUAAGCGUGGCGUGUUAUUCUCGGCAUAUCCCAUCCCUGCUGUGUGCGGGCGAGCACACCCCUAGUUGUGGCAUAUUCUGGUCAUUCCCUCUCCCUGUCCCAGCACCCUGUCCUCCUGCCCACCUCCUCCCCCAGCCCCUUCUUCCUCUCUACCUUCAAAGAGGUCAACAGUCUGGAACAUGUCAGUCUUGAUGACCCCAUAGUCCUCAGCCGCCUUCAGGAACUGAGCCACCUGCUCCAUCUGCUUGAAGACCAUGGACGGCGGGUUCUCGGGCACCUUCACCGGCUUGGAGCCAUCAGGGUACAGGCUGUUCACUAGCUUGCUCAGAAUCUACCAGGCAUAGGACAUAGGACGCACCUUAGCAGUCAGCUCAGGGAUUGGCCCAGGACUCACAGGGUGGCACACCCCAGCCCCCCAGCCCAGGGUGCCACUCACCACGCCAUUCUUCAGCCAGACCUGGAAGCCCAAGCGCCCACGGUCUGGGCGGCCCACAUCAGGGCCACACUGCACAAUGAUCCACUCCACCAGCCGCUCCUCCAGCUCCUCGUCAUACUUCUUCUCGAUUUUGGACUGCACUUCGCGGCUCAUGCCAUAGGAAGGACCCUUGUUGGCCAUGUUUGGGGAAAGCUAAAGCAGGCCAGGGUGAAGGAGGGAGGGGCAGAGGGUCAGAGGAUCAGGGAGCAGCUCUGCUUUCACCCGUGCCAGGUGGCCUUCUAGCUCUGUGCAGGGUACCCGGCCAUCCUAGACACUUGUCACAGCACUGCCCUUCCAGACCAGGCUCAGCCCCUACUCCAGACACCUCUCUGAACUUGAACACCAGGAAACAGGAUACCAGGUCUUUGGAGGUCUAGAGCAGGGGUCAGUAAACUAUUUUUGUAAAGGAUAAGACAGAACAUAUUUUAGGCUUUGCAGGCCACAUGGUCUCUGCUGUUGCAGUGUGAAAGCAGCCAUAGACAAUAUGUAACAAAUGAACAUGGCUUUGUUCCAAUAAAACUUUAUUUACAAAAGCAGA
This is a messenger RNA of Symphalangus syndactylus (siamang), 4334 nucleotides long. RefSeq names its product proprotein convertase subtilisin/kexin type 7. The record is from RefSeq and is a predicted model, not a curated record. Gene Ontology annotation, cellular component: trans-Golgi network; Golgi membrane. Gene Ontology annotation, biological process: protein processing. Lineage: Eukaryota; Metazoa; Chordata; Mammalia; Primates; Hylobatidae. Gene Ontology annotation, molecular function: serine-type endopeptidase activity.